Symbiodinium sp. CCMP2592 is the source of this 3198-nucleotide messenger RNA. The record is from the annotation of a GenBank genome assembly. NCBI's taxonomy places the organism in Eukaryota, Dinophyceae, Suessiales, Symbiodiniaceae.
AUGCAAACAGAUGGCUCUGAGGAGCAAGCGAGACUUUUUGCCCUGCAGGUGCCGGUGACGAUCCUCACCGGCUUUCUCGGCGCAGGCAAGACGGCCCGGCUGAAUGCAAGCCUGCGGGAGGGUCGCAGCCGUAUCGCCGUCAUCGAGAAUGAGAUCGGGUCGCUGGGUGUGGACGGGGCGCUGGUGGCCAACGCUCAUGCCGAGGCCGAUGGUGUGAUUGAGCUGGCCAACGGCUGCCUCUGCUGCUCCGCAGAGGUGGACCUCAUUGCCGCUCUGGAGGCAUUGAUCCGCCGGCAUCGGGAGCGAGCCGUGGACCGGAUUCUCAUCGAGACCACUGGCCUGGCCGACGUCGGGCCCGUGAUUUCGCUCUUGGAUGAUGCCGGCGAUCCGCUGGCCGAGGACCUCUACUUAGAUGGAGUUGUGACGGUGGUGGAUGUCAACACCUUGCACCGAUGGGCUCCCGGAGGUGCUCCAGGGCCAGGGCGCCAUGAACAAGGCGCCCAUGACAUUUCUGUCCCUUCAUGGUCUAGCGGCUUCGGCUACAACUCUGGUGUCCCGCAGGUGCUAAGUCUCGGGAAAGCCGCGGUGCUGAAGACUUUUUGGCGCCAGGCGCCACAGAUCGGAUGGGAGAAGCAGGUUGCCUUCGCCGACCAGAUCAUUCUAAGCAAGUGUGAUCUGGCGAGUGCGGCGGUGGAGGAGGUCGCUACCUUGCUGGAGAACGUGAAUCCACUGGCCGAGGUGCUUCCACCUUCAGAUUCAUCACUCCCACCGCUUCCCCCGCUGCGCCGUCGACCUGCAGUAGGUCGUCGCCCAGGGCCGCCAGCGCCAGCGCCAGCUCCGGCUUCUUUCUGCGGCGCAACGGUGCCAAAGCUUCGGACUGAAGUUUGCGAAGACGAAGCUUGCAAGAAAUUGCUGGACGACUUGCUUGGCUAUGCCGUCUAUGCGGUCACGAAGCACGAGGCAGACAUCAAGGACACACUCAAGAACCGGAUACAGGUCAGGCGUUGGCCCGUCGAUGCUUCCGGAACACUCGAAGUCGAUGUCAUUUGGCCAGGCGCGGGCUACAACUCGGUCGCCUGCGGCGGGAGCUUUGCCGUCUUGUCGCUCAUCGAGGCCUGGGGCCUCCUCCGCGUGCGGGACAUAGUGGGCGCCAGCGGGGGCGCGGCGAGCGCCAUCCUGGCCCUGGCGGACCCGGAGAGGAGCAGCAGGACUCUGCUGACCUACUACAUGGUCUAUGCCAAAUGGACAGAGCAGACACCUCGCGCAUCCCUGCGCCAGCUUUGGCGAACUACACCCCUCUGGGCACAAAUCUAUCGAAAGGUAAUCCAAGACGAUGCAGCUUUCGAGCGAGUGCGGCAGCGGGGAUAUGUAGCAGUCGCCGCUGGACGGACCGUGUUCCAGUGGCAGAACUGGAUUCUGCAUCAUUUUGCCAACCGAGAGCAGUGUGUGCAGGCUUACGAAGCAAGUGGAGAGGCUUCUCUUUCUGGAGCCUUUGUCGGACGGGAAAUCGAUGGCCUCAAGCGGCUUGGGCGUUGUUGUGAUGGAGGUGGAGUGCUUCCGUUUCCCGGCCGUGAGAAGAAGGUGGCAAUGUACCAUCACAGCUUUUAUGGGUCUGCUACAGCCUGCACCAUGGAAACGAUAGAGAAGCUGUUCCGGAAAGGUGUUGAUGACACCAUUACCAUGCUCUGCGACUCCUACGACACCUGCAAGUUUCGCACUCUGGAAUAUGGAGGGGCCAUCCUCGGCUUCGGAAGCGAAAUGGUGUGGGACAGUGGCAGCCCGUCAGGCUUGCGCACUGCUGCACGAUAUUUGAAUGCUGAGAGGGAUGAUGAGGCCGGCCAUCUCGAUGCAGUGGACCGCCGGACAGUGAUCCUGCCCGAGGGCGCACGUUUGAUGGAGGAUUCGUUGCGACGGCUGGCCAAGGAACUACUCCUUGGCGAGGCCGGUCGCACGUCCACUCCCGGAGCUGAGGUCUGGCGCAUCAAGGGCCUGGUGCAAAUUUCAGGCCGCGGAGUGAUGCUCCUCCAAGGGGUCGGGGAUCAGGUGUCUCUGGAAACGUGGGCAGAUCCCGUGAAGGUCUUUUUUCUUGUCUUCAUCGGAGUUGAGCUUGGGCAGGAAGUGUUGGAGGCUGCCGUGGCUGCUUGCCGGGACAGAUCAGAGCCCUCGCAGGCCCUUGCCGACGUGGAGCGCAGCCAACCUUUACUGUACAGACAGCCUAACUUGGCCAUCGCUGAUUGGCUUUCAAUUCGUAUCGGUGCCGGCCCCGCUGACUGUGUGCCGAUGUUUGGGGGAGGAUUCUUCGGUGGGGGCGGCGGCGGUGAGGGUCGCGGCCCAGCUGGCUUCUUUGGCCAAAAUGCCAGAGGCAACUUUAAAGCGGAGUAUGACGUUUAUCCGGUCAGCUUCAUGGGCAAAGAAGAGCUGGAAAAGGGAAACAAGAUCAUUCUGCCGCAGUCCGCGCUGGACCGGCUGGCACGGCUGAACAUUUCCUGGCCCAUGCUCUUCGAGAUGACGAACGUCGCCACCUCCAGAUCUACCCACGGAGGUGUCCAAGAAUUCAGUGCGGAAGAGGGAGUCUGCUACUUCCCAUAUUGGAUGAUGCAAAACCUUCUCCUGGAAGUCGGCUCCAGGGUAGAAAUCACAAACACCUCGUUGCCAAAGGGGAGCUUUGUCAAGCUCCAGCCUGUUCAUUCUGAUUUUCUCGAAAUCCACAACCCUCGGGCAGUCUUGGAGAAUUCCUUGAGGAAUUUCGCCACGCUGACUGUCGGGGACUGCAUCGUCAUAGACUACAAUCAAAGAAAGUACGAAAUUGAAAUUGCCGAGUGCAAGCCGACGAAAGCGAUUUCCAUCAUCGAAGCCGAUGUAAACGUGGAUUUCGCGCCUCCGAAGGAUUACCAGGAGCCCCCGCCUCCUUCCGCAGCUGCAGAAAUUGCGGGUGCCUCCUUCGCUACGAAGGUAGAGGAGGCGGAUGCCGCGGCUCCAGAGGAGACGGCGGCAGCUCUUUUUGGGGGGAGCGGGCAGAGAGUUGAUGGGAAGCCCAUUAGGACGCCACAGUCCUCACCCGCGGCAGGUCCAUCUCCCCCACCGAUGCCUGAUGAGGAGGUGCUCAUGCCGUGGAUCAAGAGAAUACCGGGAGGUGUCAAGUGGACAAGCCCACCUUAUGGCUAUGGAGAGAGCCACAUGACUGGUGCAAAGGCAUGA